Messenger RNA from Trifolium pratense (red clover), 2928 nucleotides. Its product is annotated as mitochondrial proton/calcium exchanger protein-like. Gene Ontology annotation, cellular component: mitochondrial inner membrane. The coding region runs from base 260 to 2521 and encodes 753 amino acids. Gene Ontology annotation, biological process: intracellular monoatomic cation homeostasis. The transcript has 15 exons. The record is from RefSeq and is a predicted model, not a curated record. NCBI's taxonomy places the organism in Eukaryota, Viridiplantae, Streptophyta, Magnoliopsida, Fabales, Fabaceae. Gene Ontology annotation, molecular function: calcium ion binding; ribosome binding.
GAACAACAAGUCAAAGAAAUGAUCCAACUGCAUACUCUUCCAGUUUCAAAGGGUUAAAAAAGAAAAACGUGCCAUUAGUAAAGGACAAAAUCGUAAAAAUAGCCCAAUCCCCUCUCUCCCUGCAUAAACCUCUAUUCACUUCCAUCUCCCAUUCACUCCCCCUGCCGCUUUUCCUUCUUCACUUUUUUCUCUCCUCAUUCUUCUUACACUCCACACAACUUUAUUUGUUUUGUUUGAAGAUUAUUUAGCUUUUACAAAAAUGGCUUCAAGAGCGAUUUUGAGAAGAAGAAGUUCCAUUAAUCAAUACUUCAACGCUUCAUCAUCUUCGAUUUCAUCUUUUCACUCUCCGUUACGUUCUUUCGCUACAAAACCUUACACUCCUCAAUCCAACGGUUGCGAUGAAGUUUCACGUUCCAAAGAGGAAUUAUUAUUCAAUCAUUCACCGGUUUUGGGAAAUUACGUUCGUCGAUUCACGACUACGAGUUUCAAGAACGAUUUUACGAGAUCGAAUUUGUUGAAUGAGUCGAUUGGUGUGAGGUGGUUGUCGCAGUCGUCAUCUGCGGCGACUGCGACAACUGCGAAGAAUGAUGAACCGGAGAGUGAUGAUUUGGUUGCGAAGAAGCGGAAAGAAGCUUCUCCUGAGGAAUGCGAUCAAGCGGUUGAAGGUUUAACAACUGCGAAAGCUAAAGCUAUGGCGAAACGUUUGCAAGAAUCUCAGAAAGAAGUACAGAGUGUUUUUCAGCGAGUUUGGAGUGUUGUGCUGAGUGUUUCGCAACGAGUUUGGUCUUCGUUUUUAGGGAUUGGUCCUGCUUUGAGAGCUGUAGCUUCAAUGAGUAGAGAGGACUGGGCCAAAAAACUUGUUCACUGGAAAGAGGAGUUUGUAUCGACGUUGAAGCAUUACUGGUUGGGUUGUAAACUGCUGUGGGUUGAUGUGAGAAUCAGUUCCAGGUUGAUGAAGAAGCUUGCUAAUGGGAAGAGUCUAUCUAGAAGGGAGAAACAGCAACUGACACGGACUACUGCCGAUAUCUUCAGGCUAGUUCCUGUUGCAGUUUUCCUUAUUGUUCCCUUUAUGGAAUUCCUUUUGCCAGUGUUUCUUAAGUUAUUCCCCAACAUGUUGCCAUCAACAUUUCAGCACAAGAUGCAAGAAGAGGAAGCAUUGAAAAGGAAACUCAAGGCAAGAAUAGAGUAUGCAAAGUUUCUCCAAGAUACAGUCAAAGAAAUGGCAAAAGAAGUUCAAAACUCCCGUGGUGGAGAACUAAAGAAAACAGCUGAAGAUCUUGAUGACUUUAUAAACAUGAUUAGAAGAGGUUCAAUUGUCUCUAAUGAGGAAAUUUUGGGUUUUGCUAAAUUGUUUAAUGACGAACUUACUCUAGAUAAUAUAAGCAGGCCCCGAUUAGUAAAUAUGUGCAAGUACAUGGGUAUCAACCCUUUUGGCACCGAUGCAUACUUACGAUAUAUGCUACGAAAACAUUUACGGAAGAUUAAGGAAGAUGAUAAAUUGAUUCAAGAAGAAGGUGUAGCUUCUCUUUCAGAAGCUGAACUCCGGGAAGAUUGCAGAGAGCGAGGCAUGCUUGGGUUGCUUUCUGUUGAAGAAAUGCGCCAACAGCUUCGAGAUUGGUUAGACUUAUCUUUGAACCACUCUGUGCCAUCAUCUCUUUUGAUACUUUCAAGGGCAUUUACUGUGUCUGGGAGAUUGAAACCAGAAGAAGCUGUGCAGGCUACACUUUCUUCUCUCCCUGAUGAGGUUGUAGAUACUAUACAAGUUACAUCUUUACCCUCUGAGGAUUCUGUCUCAGAAAGGCAGAGAAAAUUGGAGUUCCUUGAAAAACAGGAAGAACUUAUUAAGAAGGAGGAAGAAAGAGAGGAGGUGGAGCAAGCAAGAAUUGAGAUGGAUCCUAGUCGAGAAGAUAAGGCCUUGAAUGAGAUGAAUAUUUCAACGGCAAAAGAAGCACAUCAACUUGCCAGAACCAGAGCAGUGGAAAACAAAGAUCAGCUGUGUGAAAUUAGUCGUGCAUUAGCUGUUUUAUCUUCUGCAUCGUCUGUAAGUACAGAGCGUGAAGAUUUUCUACGACUAGUUAAUAAAGAGAUAGAACUUUAUAACAGCAUGGUAGAGAAAGAAGGUUCAAAUGGUGAAAAAGAUCCCAUUGAGACGUAUAAAGCUGCCCGAGAGAAACAUGAGCAUGCUGCUGAGUCAGAUGAUGAUGGGGAUAAGGUGUCAUCCGCACUCAUAGAAAGAGUUGAUGCUAUGCUCCAAAAUCUUGAGAAGGAAAUAGAUGAUGUGGAUGCCAAAAUUGGCAACCGAUGGAGGCUGCUGGAUAGAGAUUAUGAUGGGAAAGUAACACCGGAGGAGGUAGCAUCGGCUGCAAUGUACUUAAAGGAUACAUUGGGCAAAGAGGGCAUCCAAGAACUCAUCAGCAAUCUUUCUAAAGAUAAAGAUGGGAAGAUAUUAGUUGAGGAUAUUGUUAAAUUGGGCGGUUGGAAGGAAGAAGAUGGACAUACAGCUGAAGAUGAAAGACCAUGAGUGUAUGAUCGGGUCUGGAUUUAUCGCGUCGUUUCAGUCGUCGUGGUCGACGGGGAAGAAAGAAAUCCCUCACUUGCCUUCCACAUGCAAAAUUAUUUGUUAUUCCAUGCUACAAAAAAUCUGGCACACAUAUAUUUUAGGCCAAUUGAAAUCUCUUCUGCAUUGAUUUUGUAUUAAUAAGUAGUUCAAGUGUAGCAGUCGGAUGAAAGUGGAGUGUGUAUAAGCUCUGUAAAUUUUUGACAGCUGAUCACACAAAUAUAUACUCUCACAUUUACACAUGAUAGUUAAGUUGAUCAGGGGAAGUAUAAAUGAGACAAUGUAUUAUUUUUAGUAGGUUUUGCUACCUAUAGAUUUAAAGACUUACGAUAAGAAAAAUUAUUAAAUGAAAAUAAGAGCAUUUUUGGUAA